UGUUGGCGCUUGAGUUAUCUGAGCAAAGCGUGUAAUGCCCAGUGCAACGAUGGGUAACGCGGGUGCCAAGGGUGCCAAGGAUGCCAAGGUUCAGAAAGCACCAUGGAGAAGGAAGAAGAAUGUGACGAGCUUGGAGGAGAAGAAGAAGGACGAUGAAUGGAUCGUCGCGCCGGACAGUGACUUGGAAAAUCAGAGGUUCCUCGAGAUGAAGAGGCUGGUGAGGGAGGAGCCUAACGUUUUUAUAUUGAAUAAUUUGGUGAUGACGCUGCAGCUUUUCACUAACUUUGACAAAGAAAUGGAAAAAGCUCGAGAAAGCGUGGCAUCUCGCGAAGAGGAAUUGAACAGAAAACUCAUACCGGAGAAGCACGUGCUGAUGCCUGACAUUCUGCGCGAACAUUUCAAAGGUAAAAUCAGAUUUACGUCUUACGCCAAGGACGAGCAGACAGUCGAGCCUCUGAGACCCGUGCAGAUUUACCUUGUUUAUGGGAAUGUCAUCGUUACCGAAAUAGAAGAUUCGAGGGAUUAUUCGACUACAGGAGACGUCAGUGUCGAGUAUACAUUUGUACUGAAAGAAGCCGAUCACAAAGGCUACGUAAGAUUAGAGCAGCCGACCAAGUCCAUGACAAAGAGAACUGCCAACUCCGACACCGCGGAUCUGUCGUCAAUCGCGGAAAAUCGAAACGAAAUUUACAGCGAAGAUGAGUCGGUGUAUGGACCCUUGCCAGUGAAACGUCUGAAUAGUUCCUCUUCGAUGCCUAACCUAUUAGACAAAAAUCUGUACUACGACGGACGGAAUUCCAAUCCCACAUACGAUUUUCAGAGCGACGCCGGUAAUUGCAGUCCGAAAAACAAUGGCAGAUUAGCAAGAAAGCGCUCAAGCACAAUUCUACACUUCCGCAACCAGCAAAGUUCCGCAAGUUCGAGUAGCUCAGGGUACACGACUAAUUGCAGCAUCGACAGCGACAACGAAAGUUACUUAAGCCAGUCACGUCUGCAUUACUUAGCGAACGGCAAACGCGUCGAUCCAAGUGAAAUACCGGACAGAUGUUUCAAGUGCGUUACCUACAUGUUCAACGGUCGCGUUUACAAUCCGCGCAAAGAGCAGAGACCACUGACGAGUCAACAAAGACGCAUCCGAGAGGAAAAGCUGGCUUACAAUUACGACGUCGUGUACGUGAAUGGGCAUAGAUUUGCCAAGCACUUCUACGAGGUCUUCAAGAGUCAGCUGGCCGACAAGAUGAACUUUGACGAGAAGGAUGUGCUAAACGCCAAAAGAUGCGAUGCCACUGUCAGGCUCGAGAAAAUUGAUUACCUCAAUACAAAAAAUUACAUAAAUAUCGAGCCGUAUGAAGUGAUCCCGUGCUUCGCAACUCACUGGCCGCAAUGGGCACGUCGUUGGAUGACCCGAUCUCGCGGCAACUGGCCGACGGAAGAAGCCCUGGAGCAAAUCGGACGUUACCAUUGCUAUCUCGUACCGGAGAGUCUCAAGCAAGCAUUGCCCAAUUCCGAUUUGAGUCAUCCGCUCUGGCAGCUCGACUGGUACUUAAUGUUCCCUAGAGCCGAGAAAUAUCUAGAGACCUGCUUGUCGCCCGCGCAAACGACGGUGUAUACCAUCGCGCUCAUGAUACACAAGAUUUUCAUUAGAACCGUCAGCUCGACUUUUGGAUUGGAAGUGAGGCACAUAAGGAACAUCCUGUUCUGGAUGGUGGAGAAACAGCCGGAUUGGUCUGAGCACGAGCUUGGUAAAUCGAUGGUGAUCCUGCUGGAAAGGCUGCACAAGCACGUGCAAUUAAGAAAAAUGAGCGAUUAUUUUAUGGACGACAGCAAUAUCUUUGCCAACGUUAAUACGGACGGACUACUGCACUCACAGAAGCAGCUGAAACGAAUUAUCGAUAAUCCCGUGAUGUUCGUGUUUCACGCCAUGGAGAAGAUACACUACGAGAGUGACGAUUACUAUCCACGACUCGAUUACAAAAAGUUGUUGAACGUGCUCACGGUGAACGAGCUGUUGCUUAUCAGCCCAGCAUUGGCGAAUCAUCUCCAGGACGAAAUUUACAAGAAGCCGAGCGCCGACAGGAAAUUUUGGAAUCAGGCUAAACAGACGAAUCAGUAUUACAUGCAAACGAGGAAGCGGAGCAUAGAUACUUUCUUUAUUAAUCCAAGGAGGAUAUCUGAUACGAUUAUCGAAAUUCAGGAAAAAUGCGAACCACUAACGAAUAUUCGAUUAGCGCACUUAUCAAUGUUCUUCGCUGAAUACUUUCUAGAGAUGGCGCAAUGCUGCCAGAACUACAGCGAUGCGCAUCAAAAGCGCGUGUACCUCGACCAAGCCAAACUGCUGGCUCUACUGCUGUUCGAGAACCCAAAGUACAAGCAACACGCGCGAAAUCUCGCUGAGAAGAUUAAUAGUCUACGGGUGGUAGGCGUUAUCGUAAAACCAACAAACCUAGGACCUGAAACUCCUAAACGUAAUGCCGAUCAGCCAAUUUUUAUUGGAUCGUUGAAAAAUAGAUACACUCACGAUCGGAGGAAUAUUGUUACCGAAGAAAAUGAAACGAAUAACAAUAAUCUGACUGAAAUAGAGAUCCAUACUGGGCAGAAAUCAGUUUUGAAGAAAACAAAGAGUGAUGUUGCGUAGAAUGGUGUUAUUGCCUGUAGCGAGGAUAAGAAGAAUGCUGAGACGACAACCUGUUGAAUGUCUACAUGGAAUGUUUUUGAUAAUACAAAUUGUUUUUUAUAAGUCAUUUUCAUAGAGUGUUUUUUAGUGCGAAAGGAAGGUAUGAAUGGCAUUCUAAAUGUACACUCAUAAAGAAAUAUGUCGCUACAAACAAGAAUAGAAAUAACGCAUUUUUUAUAUCCUAUUUUCACUCAUUCAUAACCAUCGUAGGCAUAGUUAGCUUCACCUCCUUAUGACAAGGCUUUUUACUUUGUAACUAAAAGUUUUCAG
Molecule: messenger RNA, 2944 nt
Organism: Phymastichus coffea
Lineage: Eukaryota; Metazoa; Arthropoda; Insecta; Hymenoptera; Eulophidae
Exons: 7
Coding region: 35-2635 (866 amino acids)
Source: RefSeq, a predicted model, not a curated record